Messenger RNA from Brassica napus (rape), 4441 nucleotides. RefSeq names its product phosphate transporter PHO1 homolog 5-like. Gene Ontology annotation, molecular function: inositol hexakisphosphate binding. Gene Ontology annotation, cellular component: plasma membrane; Golgi apparatus; cytoplasm. NCBI's taxonomy places the organism in Eukaryota, Viridiplantae, Streptophyta, Magnoliopsida, Brassicales, Brassicaceae. The record is from RefSeq and is a predicted model, not a curated record. The transcript is spliced from 10 exons. Bases 307 to 2727 code for a protein of 806 amino acids. Gene Ontology annotation, biological process: cellular response to phosphate starvation; phosphate ion transport.
UGAUUUCUAACUAUAUUCGAUGUCCGUGGGGCAGUCAACACGCGCUUUGGUUACCUUUUCAGAACACAUCGGUAAAUGGAUUUCAACUCUCAACAAGAUUGAGAAAGAUACAAUUCUAAUUUAUUCAAAAUUGAUGCACAUUGCCAUUUUUAUUUUAUAUCAAAAUAUUUCACAGACAUCGAAUAUAGUUAAAUACAUCUGCGACCUGCACUAUUUAAUACAUCCACUGAUCCCCUGUCCUCAUCACUACUCUUCAGACACAAACUAACAAACAAACAAAGAAACCAAAGAGGUUAGAUUUCAGACAUGAAGUUCGGGAAAGAAUUUUCAUCGCAGAUUGUGCCGGAGUGGCACGAAGCUUACAUGGAUUACGAAUAUCUAAAAUCUCUUUUAAAAGAUAUCACCAAAUUCAAACGCAAAAACAAUCCUCACGGCCAACAUCUUCGCCGGAAGUUAACUGUUUACCGUACAUUCAGCGGUUUACUCUCAAAAUCGGGAAGAAAGAGACAUCCCCACGGUGGUGCACCGAUCAGUCCUUUUUCAGAUUCGGAUGACGACAUCGAGGAAGGUUUGAAAUCAGCGCCGAUUCUAGUCCAUUCGGCGAGUCACGGAUACGAGACAACGUUUCUGAUGGCGGCCGAAGCAGGAGGAGAGUACGAGACAGUGUUUUUCCGGCGGUUAGACGACGAGUUCAACAAAGUGGAGACGUUCUAUAAGGAGAAAGUUGAGGAAGUGAUGAAAGAAGCUGUGAUGCUUAACAAACAGAUGGAUGCGCUAAUCGCGUUUGGCGUGAAAGUGGAGCAUCCUGAUGGGUGGCCAUGGAAGGAACGUACCGUGGAGAUGACCCGUUUAGCUUCAGAUGUCGAUAUUUCCGCCGCGGCCGUCGCAGCUUCUACUCCCGCCGGAGCUAGAUCCACGAAACUUGGCGCUCAAGCUCUGGAAGCAAUACAGGAAGGAGGAUCGAGCAGCACUGGUAAAUCCGACGAAGACGAAGAUGAUGACGACAAGGAGAAGGAAGAAGAAAAAGUCGUUUACGACACAGCGGCCAGUGACAUAAGUAGAUUAAGUGCUGCAAGGCCAUCUCCCAUCGAGGUUUUGGACCGUGUCAAGAUCAACAAUACGAAAGAAACACCUCGGUCCACCAUUAAAUCCGUUCUAAAGCCCUCGAACCCGGAGCUCAAGUUUAGCCGAGAUAAUCUGAAGAGAGUCGAGGAGAAACUCAGACGCGCUUUUGUCGAGUUCUACCACAAGCUUCGGCUACUCAAGAGCUACAGCUUUUUGAAUGUGUUGGCAUUUUCGAAGAUAUUGAAGAAGUAUGAUAAAGUAAGUUCGAGGAAUGCUACAAAGUCUUACAUGAAAAUGGUUGAUAACUCUUACCUUGGUGGCUCUGAUGAGGUUAUUAGACUCAUGGAGCGUGUUGAAGCUACAUUCAUAAAACAUUUCACCAAUGCUAACAGAACAAAAGGAAUGAACAUCUUGAGACCCAAAGCUAAAAGAGAGAGACAUCGUAUUACAUUCUCCACAGGUUUCUUGGGAGGAUGCAUGUUCUCUCUAGUAGUGGCUCUAUUCGCCAUCAUACGCACCAGGAACAUUUUGCAGGAGGAAGGCCAAAAACAGUAUAUGAACACCAUGUUCCCUCUUUACAGCUUGUUUGGCUUCAUUGUGCUGCACAUACUUAUGUAUGCAGCCAACAUUUACUACUGGACAAGGUAUCGAGUGAACUAUUCAUUCAUAUUCGGGUUCAAGCAAGGAACAGAACUUCGCUAUAGACAAGUCCUACUUGUGGGCUUCAGCAUUGGAGUUCUAGCCCUUCUUUGUGUUAUUGCCAAUCUUGACAUGGAGGUUGACCCCGAAACUAAUGAUUACAAAGGAUUAACCGAACUUCUUCCUCUUAUUCUGCUCAUUGGUCUGUUUAUAGUUCUAGUCUUACCAUUCAACAUCUUCUACCGCUCGAGUCGCUUGUUCUUCCUCACAUGCCUCUUUCACUGCCUUGCUGCUCCUCUUUACAAGGUAACUUUACCUGAUUUCUUGUUGGGAGAUCAGUUAACAAGUCAGGUGCAAGCUCUUAGAAGCGUCCAGUUUUAUAUAUGUCACUACGGUUGGGGAGAUUACAAACUUAGACAAAACACUUGCACUGACUCAGACACCUACAAUGCUUUCUUAUUCAUUGUUGCUGUCGUCCCAUAUGUCUGCCGUCUCCUUCAGUGCUUGAGACGUCUAUUUGAAGAGAAAAACGCAGAACAAGGAUACAAUGGGAUCAAGUACUUCUUGACAAUAGUGGCUGUCUGCUUAAGGACAGCUUACAGUGUGGACAAGGAUAAUCAAUUCGUGUGGAGAAUGUUAGCCGGGAUCUUCUCAGCUAUUGCUGCCAUUUUUUGUACUUACUGGGACUUAGUCUUGGACUGGGGUCUUCUCAACAGGACUUCUAAAAACCGUUGGCUCAGGGAUAAACUCCUUAUCCCGCAAAAGAAAGUUUACUUCAUCGCAAUGAUCUUGAACGUCUUGCUUAGAUUCGCGUGGGUGCAGACCGUGCUUGAUUUCAACUUCUCCUUUAUGCAUAGACAGACGAUGGUUGCUGUUGUAGCCAGUCUAGAGAUUAUCCGCCGUGGGAUAUGGAACUUCUUCAGGUUAGAGAAUGAGCAUUUGAACAAUGUGGGGAAGUACAGAGCAUUCAAGACGGUUCCAUUACCGUUCAACUACGAUGAGGAUGACGACAAAGACAACUAGUUGUUUGAUCUCUUGUCUUAAAACUGUGUAGUGUCAGAUGCUUCAACUGAAUUCAUCCUCAUGGAGUAAGAAGAAGACUGGAUUAUACAAUAGCCGAGCCAUCAAGAUCAAGGAGGAGAUGUUAAUCUCAAGGCUUGUAAGAGCUUUUUAAAAAUUUGUGGUUAGUUCUAGAACUAGGACUUACUAUUUGAUUCUAGGCCGUUAAGCAAUGUACUCUUCUCAAUUUUUGAUAUCAUUUCUCAUGUAUAUGGAGACUAGAGAGGAAAGACACCUAGAAGUAGAACUAAAAGGUGACUACUCUCAAAAUAUUAUUGCAUCAAGACAUCAUAGAACAAAAAAAAGUUUAAUUGAAGGAAACACAUGGGUAUCAUCUUUAGCAAAAAAUAAAAAACAUUCAUGGGUAUCAAGAAUCAAAUAUAUGUUACGGAUGAAAAAUCAGUUCCUAAAAAUAUGGAAACAAAAUAUUUGGGAAUAUUAACUUUCAUAUUUUGAAAAAAAUCGAUUUUUUUUAUAAAAAAAAAAAAUACAACUUGAAGGGCAUUAUUGCCAUUUUGAAAAUAAUUAACCUAAUGGGACAUAAAGUAUACGAGAUUAGUCUAAAAAGGCAAAUUUAUCAUUUUUUUGCUUUAAAAAACAAUUUUCCCUAGAUUGAGAGAUUAAACCGGGAGAAACAUACACAAAGCCGGCAAAGAUACCAUCUUUCCGGAGCCAUAAGCCGACAUGGAGUUUAUACUUUAAAGUUAAAAACUUUUUUUUGUGAAUUCAUGAAGUGGAACGUUCUUGUCAGAUAUUACAAGACAUUAUAUUCAUUAGAGAUCUUUUCCGCGCUUCGCGCGGAUUAUGUUUUAUAAAUUUAUUUUAUUUAUAAUACUAGGGUUGGCCCGUCCUACGGGCGGAAAUUUAUAAUAAAAAAUUAUUUUAUAUGAAUUUAUUAAUUUUAUAAAAAAAUUAAAACUAUUAUAGAUUAAAACAAUAUUAUAAACAAACAAAUAAAAAAAUUGAGAUUAUAUUGUUAUUAUUUUUGGUCUAAAUGAUAGUAACCUUCAUUAUUUUCUAUAGAAAAUACAAAUUAGCAAAAAUAAAUCAGAAACAAUAUAUAUAUAUACAUUAUAUAUAUAUAUAUAUGUAUAUAUAUUAUUUCUAUUUCAAUUUGACAUAAUAAAAAUAUAAAGUUUAAAUAAAUAAUACUAAAUUUGUUUCAAGAAGAUUCAAGUUUUAAAAAAUAUUUACACAAAUAAAUCUGUGUUUGAGUAGAGAAAUAAGACUUGAAAGAAUCCCUAUGAACCAUCUAGUAAUGAUCUUUGGAAAUAAGACUUGGAAAUUGCGUUGCCCAGAAUGUUGAACUAUGGUGUUUUAGUUAUGAUGGUGUUUGCCUAUUUUUACCAUGUCCAAAGUUACGAACUAUUUUUUUUUUUUUAUGUUUUUAGGUUGUAUUUACUGAUUUCGUAAAUGUGGAAGCACAGAAGGUGGUUCUGUUUUAUUUACUUGAAUUAGUAACUAAGUGGCAAAUCUUAUAGUUUUGGGCCGAGGGCUUGUUGAGGUCUAAGCAUGUUUCUAGUGUAUUUUGGUGUGUAUAAUUCAGUUGUCUUUAGGGUCAAAGGUUCUUCUUUUUUUCUUGGUAUUAGCUCCGUAGAAUUAUGAAGUCGGAGCUAGCAAAGCAUAAUGUAUUAUUAAAAUAUUGGUUAUUACUGGUUAAACCCAACAUGUAUUUUUU